CUUGCAGCAGGUAGAGAUCAGUAAUCAGAAGCUCAGGCUCCAUUUUGUCUCAGAAGAACAAGUGGAUUAAAACAAGUCUGUGUCAGAACUGAAGGCUGACUGAAAUUCAGAAGAUGGAGGACAGAGCAGAACCUCCAGGAACCAGAGGUCAGAACUACAGAGAGACAGCAAAACCUCCAGGAUACAGCUCUCCAUCUAUGAGGAGUGACUGGUCCAAAGAUGUCUCUGUAUUCUUUGAUCUUGAACCUGGAAUUUCAAACUCAGAACUAGUGGGCUGUAGGCUCUCACUGAUCAACUGUAGAGGUGUGGCCUUAGCUCUGAAGUCCAACCCCUCCCAUCUGACUGAGCUGGAAAUAGAUGAGAUCUAUAAUGAAUGGAAAUCCGUUGGAGACUCAGAGAUGAAGCAUCUUUGUGAGAUCCUGGCGAAUCCAGUCUGUAAAGUAAAGAAGCUGAGAUUUAAGCAGGAAGGAUUGUCAGAGAUCAGCUGUUCUUCACUGGCCUCUGCUCUGAAGUCCAACCCGUCCCAUCUGAAAGAACUGGACCUUACAGAAACCUGUGACCUGAAAGAUGUUGGAGUGAAUGAGCUAUGUGGUUUCCUGAAAGAUCCCUACUGCAAACUACAGAUAUUGAGUGAUUACGGCUGAACCACUUCGUUCAGGAUCCGGCCUGGUGCUUCUGUCCAACAGAGGUGUGCCAGCAGGACCAUGGCAGUGAGGACACGGAGGAUGAUGGCCCCAAAUCCUGCACCAGCCCUGUGGUGCCUCCCUCUGUUUGGGACGUCCGCCAUCGUGCUGUCCCUCGGGUCAUCCAAUCAGCAGAUCCCACGGAAACAUGGAUCUGAAAUCAAAAUUAGUACUGCUAU
This is a messenger RNA of Fundulus heteroclitus (mummichog), 862 nucleotides long. RefSeq names its product ribonuclease inhibitor-like. The record is from RefSeq and is a predicted model, not a curated record. The coding region runs from base 114 to 644 and encodes 176 amino acids. NCBI's taxonomy places the organism in Eukaryota, Metazoa, Chordata, Actinopteri, Cyprinodontiformes, Fundulidae. The transcript has 6 exons.